Tribolium madens (black flour beetle) is the source of this 2504-nucleotide messenger RNA. RefSeq lists its product as uncharacterized. The transcript is spliced from 3 exons. Lineage: Eukaryota; Metazoa; Arthropoda; Insecta; Coleoptera; Tenebrionidae. Bases 547 to 2382 code for a protein of 611 amino acids. The record is from RefSeq and is a predicted model, not a curated record.
UCACGUCAACAAUAAACACUUUUUGACGCAACCGUUACGACACUGCUUCCCCUCGCGCCGCCAUUGCGGUCACGUGAGGGGUGCAACCUCCCCUAAAGCUUGGCCUGCUGCGUUUGUUUCGAAAAUUCGGUGAAAAUCGAAAUGAUUAUGCCUCGCGCGCAUAUUUUUAGUCCGACUUUAAAAAUACCAGGAAUUAAUUGACAAGAAAGUGCGUCGGGAAAAAAUGAGCGCCUGUUAAUCCCGAAAAGCGACGGAAAUGCUCGGAGGCGGGAGGAACAUAAGAACGGGUUAAUAAUAAACCGAGUGAGGCCGGAGUACCAAAUAUGGUUCAAUCUCGUAUUACACCAACGGCCAAAUUCAGAAUAUACCUAAGAGGAGAGAGGGCGUCCCGACGCCGAAAAUAGCCGACGUCGCGCGCCUUCUACGGCCAAAGUCGUCUUCGGGCGCCCAAAUCACUCGCAUAAUAAAUAAUAACAGAGUGCGAACACCACGAAAAAUUUCGCGUGUGCGGGAUUUGACAGAUUCAUAUGCACGAAUGCAACGGAAAUGAACGAGAAGGGGGUUAACAUGCAAUGCGAAGAAGUAGAUGAGACCCCGGCACCGGAAAUGACCUUCAAUGACAGCAGAGAAUCGCCUGAACCCAAAACGUCUGCUCAAAUAUCAGAAGAUCCCAAGUUUGACUCUCGCAAGUUCGAAGGAAUCAACCUUGAAGAUGAUAUCGAGAAGGUCGAGGUAUCAUCCGGGGGCUCCUCUGCGACGAAUGAAGAGGAGUUCAUCGAGGCGCCCCCUCGCCUGCUUCCGCCAAUUCCGGAGCAAAACCCCAACGAGUCGAUCAAAAGUUGGCUCCAAAGGAUCACUGACUUGCAGAAGAAACUGUCUUUUGAGCCACCUCCUGGACAUUCCUUUCCCCUCAAGCCUUCGCCUCAACCAACUCCGAAUCGAGUUGUCAAAUUCCAGGACUUGCCCUACAUGGGUGAGAUGACUUUGGACAAUUCGAAGCCUCGAAGAGGACGAAAGCCAAAGAAAGCGGAUAUUUGUCACUUGAUUUACAAGAAUUAUGGGACGAUUUUUCCGGGGACUCCCAAUCCGAAGAGCUACUUGGAGAAGGAGACCAAUAGGAAGAGUGAAGGAACUAAAGAGGAGACGGGGAGCAGAAGUGAUGUUCAGAACAGGAUCAUUAGUAGCCUUUUGGAGAAAAGACUGACUCAGGAAAUAAAGAAAACUGAUGUUACUGAAAAAAGUGAUCAAAACGAGCCUUUGAACUUGUGUAUUCGUGAUUUGAACCAUUUGAAAAUCAGACUUUUAAGAAAAAAUGACAAUAGUUACUCCACCGAGGUGAAAUCCGAGCCAGGGAGUGACGAUGACGUGGAGUUUAUUCACGAAACUCCCUCUCCUGGUAAAGUUGAACCACGAUCCGAGUCCUUGAGUACCCCCAGCCCCACUUCGGAAGCUCCCGGGGGUUACGUCUAUUGGCCCAAUGCUGGAGUUUUCAUCCAUCCUAUGGCCCUCCAACAACAAUUGAUGUAUUAUCAAAGAAUGGCGGCCAAUAACAGCUACACUCUUCCCAGUCACAGCCCUCGCCCCCCUCCUCCAGAUCCCGAACCCGAGCUUCGCAAAAUCGUCCCCAAGACCCGCAAAAAACCCGAAGAGACUGACCCCCACCCUGAACAAAAGACAAAACGGAACGCUUCCUCCUCAACGGAUAAAACCCCCACCAAGCGGAAGCGUUCCGCCAUCUUCAUUCCACCCAUCCCCCCCGAAAACAACACAAACUCCGCCACUGAAGUCAGUAUUUGUAAAUUUAAAUUCACGGGAGGGGCUAAACCUAGUCUCCAAGAGAAAAAAAUGCUCUCGGUGGAUUCUGGGGGUAAUUUCCGGUACUACAGCGGAACGGGUGAUAAGUCAAUGCGGGGGUACGAGUUUUUCCCCCGGGAGACCCUCCAACAGCAAAUUAAUAACUCACAGGGGUCCAGCACCGGAGCGUUUCUUCAAGCCAGUGGUGAGAAGAUUUAUCCGGUGGCUCCGGUCGACUUCACUGGGACUAAACCAAGUCAAGAGUUUUUAUUGACUCCGGAAGCGCCCCCAACUCCCGAUUUGCACAGACACAAGAAACGAAAGUCCCGGAAGUCGCUUCAGAGGGAGAAGUUGGAGCAGACGUUCAAGGAAAAGGGAUUUCUGAUCCAGACUCAGCAACUGGAGUCGGCAGAGGGCGCUACUUAUUGCAAGUUUAGACAGUUGAGAAAGUUCACGAGGUAUUUGUUUAGGAGUUGGAAGGAUUACCUUCCGGGGAAUGUGCGCGAGUUACAAGAGGGGGAGAAAGCGGAAGAAGAAGAUGUUGAUAAUUUAUCAAGACAUUCGAGUGAGUUAAGUAACGUGCAGUGAAACGACCAAAGAUGGCGCUGUUUUGGGACGCUAGCGUGGUGCUAAUUGUUAAUCUAGUCGUAAUUCAUUAAUGUUGUUAAUAAAACUCGCUGUUUUACGUGGAAAUGAUUUAUUUCUUACAA